AUGUCUGUCCCCCUGGUAACAGACUCAUAUCUGUCCCAUAAUUCAUCUGUGGUGUCCGAGACCCCGGUGGUCACCAAUGCUACCGAGCGUGAGCGCGAUGCCCUGCUGGCAGUGGGUGAGGUGGUGGUGCUGGCGCUGAUCUUGGUGAUGGCUCUCCUAGGCAACGGGCUCGUGUUGGUGGUGUUGCUGAGGCGGUGGCGACACCACACCCCACUCCACCAGUUCAUGCUUAAUCUCUGCCUGGCUGACCUGGUCGUGGCCCUGUUUCAGGUGCUACCUCAGCUGGUGUGGGAUGUCCAAGGGCGCUUCCCUGGACCUGACAUCCUGUGCCGCCUGGUGAAAUAUCUCCAGGUCCUUGGCAUGUUCGCUUCUUCCUAUAUGAUCGUCGCCAUGACGAUUGACCGCCACUACGCCAUCUGCUGUCCCCUGCAGGCGUACCGCAGCGGGGCCACUCAGCGUUGGAACACAUUCAUACUGCUGGCUUGGGGGCUGUCUCUGCUGCUGAGUCUGCCCCAGGCAUUCAUCUUCUCUCGUUCGGAGGUGGCCCCGGGGAUUUAUGAGUGUUGGGGAAACUUUGCUGAAACCUGGGGUCUGAAGGCCUAUGUGACUUGGAUGACGUUGGCUGUCUUCGUCCUCCCCGUUGUCAUCAUCACCAUCUGCCAGGUGCGAAUCUUCAAGGAGAUCCACAACAGUCUGUACCUCAAGUCAGAGCGCCGCAUCUCCCCCUCCACUCUGCCACCAUCCAGUGGGGACAGCCAGAGAGGAGGAGGAGGAGGAGGAGGAGGGGGUCCCAGCAGGGGGAGGUCCAGCCUGCCCCUGUACGCUCCACCCACUUUUAUUGGCAGCUACAGGGACAAAAGCAGCUUGGACACUGCAUCCACAUAUCAACACCUGCCCAUGGGUCCCCUCAGGUCCUCGGGGUCCCUGAGCUACAGCAUUACAUCACAUUGUGAUGGCCAUACCUGCACUGCUGUCCGUCAGGGUGAGCUGCAAGCUGACAUGCUCCCUGAGCCUUCAGUGCCCUCCACUGUUUGCCCCACAGCACUGGCCCCGCCCCUCCCGGCCCACGGCGGUGGCGUAUCAGCAGCCAUGUCAAAGACAGUUAGGAUGACGCUGGUCAUUGUGUUGGUUUACUCGCUCUGCUGGGCUCCUUUCUUCAGUGUCCAGCUAUGGGCUGCCUGGGACCCCAACCCUCCGCAGGAUGGUGCUGUGUUCACCCUGCUGAUGCUGCUGGCCAGUCUGAACUCCUGCACCAACCCCUGGAUCUACUCUGCCUUCUCCAGCAGCGUCUCUCCAGAGCUCCGCCUGCUGCUGCUCUGUCGCACAAACGCACAGCGACGAGGGUCCGUACCGAACGACUCAACGACAACACACACCUCCAGCUACUGA
This is a messenger RNA of Lampris incognitus (smalleye Pacific opah), 1389 nucleotides long. RefSeq names its product arginine vasopressin receptor 2a, duplicate b (gene avpr2ab). NCBI's taxonomy places the organism in Eukaryota, Metazoa, Chordata, Actinopteri, Lampriformes, Lampridae. The record is from RefSeq and is a predicted model, not a curated record. Gene Ontology annotation, cellular component: membrane. The coding region runs from base 1 to 1389 and encodes 462 amino acids. Gene Ontology annotation, biological process: positive regulation of vasoconstriction; regulation of systemic arterial blood pressure by vasopressin; G protein-coupled receptor signaling pathway. The transcript is spliced from 6 exons. Gene Ontology annotation, molecular function: peptide binding; vasopressin receptor activity.